Pochonia chlamydosporia 170 is the source of this 672-nucleotide messenger RNA. Its product is annotated as DSBA-like thioredoxin domain-containing protein. NCBI's taxonomy places the organism in Eukaryota, Fungi, Ascomycota, Sordariomycetes, Hypocreales, Clavicipitaceae. The transcript is spliced from 2 exons. Gene Ontology annotation, molecular function: oxidoreductase activity. The record is from RefSeq and is a predicted model, not a curated record. The coding region runs from base 1 to 672 and encodes 223 amino acids.
AUGACUGUAAUCACCAUUGAUGUUGUGUCCGAUUUCAUCUGCGCCUGGUGCUUCAUUGGCAAACGACAGCUUGACCAAGCUGUUCGCCUAUAUCAGAAGACCUACCCUGGGGGACGAAAUGACGAGUUCAGAAUAACAUGGAGACCAUUUUAUCUUGGCUACAGUGACUCUGCUACCAGCAUUCAUAAACUUGAACUCGCAGAUACAAAGCUGGCUCACAUGACGCCCGAGCAGCGUGAGAUGUUGGGCCGCCGAAUGGAAAGAAUAGGUUCCUCUGUGGGCAUAAACUUCAAGUGGGGAGGCAAAGUGGGAAGAACAUAUGACGCCCAUAAACUGGUAUACAUGAGUCGGUCCAUGUCUACUGACGCGCAGAAUGAGCUUGUUGAGAAGUUAUUCCGAGCGUAUCACGAGAACGAACAGGACAUUUCGUGCAAAGAUCACCUCCGUACCUUUGCAGCUAGCGUUGGACUGGCCGAGGAUCAAGUGAAUGAGUGUUUUGAGAGCCCAACCAUAGAAGAGUCGCUAAAAGAAGAGGCGGAGCUAUAUCGUGCUCAAACAGAAGGUUGUGGUGUUCCUACAUUUCUCAUUCAAGGCGAGUACAAGCUUAGCGGAGCACAAGAUGUCCAAGACUUUAUGGAUCUAUUUGUGCAGGUAAAAGAGAAUCAUGCUUAA